CCACCCCGGUGAUAGCAUGACCACCGAAAGCGAGCUGUCGUCCAGCGUGGAGGAGGCGUCGGCGUCCAGUAACUGGAGCGGCGGCAACGGGUCGGAGGCCGCGGCCAGCUGCGACGUGUCGCCGCAGGUGCCGGAGGGCAUCCAGGCGCUCAUGUACCUCAUGUACAUCGCCGUAUCGGUGGCCGCCAUUGGCGGAAACGGCAUCGUCUGCUACAUCGUGAUCGCCUACCAGCGCAUGCGUACCGUCACGAACAUGUUCAUCAUGAACCUGGCCAUCGGCGACAUUCUGAUGGCCUGCCUUUGUAUACCGUUCACGUUCGUGUCCAACCUUCUUCUGGGCUACUGGCCUUUCGGCGGCGUCAUGUGCGUGCUGGUGACGUACGCGCAAUGCGUGACCGUCUUCAUCUCGGCCUACACUCUGAUCGCCAUCUCGGUGGACCGGUACACGGCCAUCGUGUACCCGCUGCGGCCGCGGAUGACCAAGCUGCGCUCCAAGCUCAUCAUCGCGCUCGUCUGGCUCGUGGCGCUGGUGACGCCGCUGCCCACGGCGCUGGUGACGCAGCUGGUGCCGCACCCGUGCGCCAACCGCACUUACUACUGCCUCGAGCAGUGGGGGCGGCCCGAGCAGACCGCCUACUACAGCAUGGCGCUCAUGAUACUCCAGUACUUCUUCCCACUGCUCGUGCUCAUCUUCACGUACACGCGCAUCGCGGUCGUCGUCUGGGGAAAGGAGACGCCCGGCGAAGCCCAGGACGCCCGCGACCAACGGAUGGCCGCCUCCAAACGAAAGAUGAUCAAGAUGAUGAUCGCUUGCGUGGCCGCGUUCCUCCUCUGCUGGCUCCCACUGAACCUGUUCAUCGUCGUGUCGGAGCAGUACCCGUCCAUCUACGACGUGAGCGGCAUCGGCUACAUGUGGUUCGUCUGCCAUUGGCUGGCCAUGAGCCACGCCUGCUACAACCCGCUCAUCUACUUCUGGAUGAACGCAAAGUUCCGGGCGGGCCUGCAGGCGCUGUUCCGCUGCCUGCCGGCCACACGCCGGCGCUCCUCGUGCUUCGUGUCUACCUGCAACGUCAAGAAGGCGGCGACUUCCAACAGCAACGCUCUCUGACUCAGCGCCCAAGGCACCGAGUGCGCCGCGAUGCCCGUCUCUGUGUCCCAUUGCAGGUACUACGCGUCCGCGCCUACCCUCCUCUUCGCGUGCGUCACUCUGACGCCGCACUUUUCCGGAGAGCUUCAGCUCGAUCGAGCAGC
Messenger RNA from Dermacentor silvarum, 1251 nucleotides. Its product is annotated as RYamide receptor. Gene Ontology annotation, cellular component: membrane. Lineage: Eukaryota; Metazoa; Arthropoda; Arachnida; Ixodida; Ixodidae. The record is from RefSeq and is a predicted model, not a curated record. Gene Ontology annotation, biological process: neuropeptide signaling pathway. Bases 17 to 1108 code for a protein of 363 amino acids. Gene Ontology annotation, molecular function: neuropeptide Y receptor activity. The transcript is spliced from 2 exons.